Molecule: messenger RNA, 1730 nt
Organism: Thunnus maccoyii (southern bluefin tuna)
Lineage: Eukaryota; Metazoa; Chordata; Actinopteri; Scombriformes; Scombridae
Gene: slc51a
Product: solute carrier family 51 subunit alpha
Exons: 8
Coding region: 190-1161 (323 amino acids)
Biological process (GO): transport
Molecular function (GO): transporter activity
Source: RefSeq, a predicted model, not a curated record
GGCGGGUCCAAAGAUUACAACAAGUGUUUUGGGGUGUCCCGGAGGCAGAUUUCUCUCUGUGAAGAGUUUAAGGACGCUCUUUGGAGAGGAGACAAUCCAGGCUUUACGCACGGAGCGUCUGCGGAUGAAAGCAGGACUGAGAGACUACUAAAAGUUGUACUCGUGAAAAAUCCGCCGACAGCAGCCAACAUGAAUGAAUCCAACCGAACCAUUGAUCCGAGCUGCAGUGACAAACCUCCUCUCGCCAUCGACAUCAUCCUCAAGUUGGACAUCUUUGGCAUCAUCCUGUACUCAGUGCUCACCUUCAUGGCGGCCGUGUCCAUGCUGGUCUUCAUCGAGGAAUGUAUCUACAUCUAUAGGAAAGUGCCGUCCAAUAAGAAGAGUGUCAUCAUCUGGGUGAAUGGAGCUGCGCCGGUGAUUGGCACCAUGUCCUGUCUGGGGAUGUGGAUCCCCAGAGCCACCAUGUUUACUGAUAUGACCUCAGCCUGCUACUUUGCCGUCGUGGUGUUCAAGUUCUUGAUCAUGAUGCUGGAGGAGGUGGGGGGCGACGAGGCAUUCCUGCGGCGAGCGGCGAAACACAAACUGAAGAUCAGCACUGGGCCGUGCUGCUGCUGCUGCCUCUGUCUACCACACGUGACCAUCACACGGGGCACACUCUUCCUGCUCAAACUUGGCUCUUUCCAGUUUGCUCUCCUAAAGCUUGUCUUCACCAUCCUUUCCAUUGUCCUGUGGACCAACGGGAAGUUCGACCUGGCUGAUAUGAAUAUUACCGGAGCUGCUAUAUGGAUCAACCCAUUUGUGGGCAUCCUGACAAUCAUCGCCCUGUGGCCCGUGGCGAUCACGUUCAUGCACCUGAGGGUUACCUUGCGGACACUAAAGAUCAUCCCCAAGUACGCCAUGUACCAGCUGGUCCUGAUCUUGAGCCAGCUGCAGUCCGCUAUCAUCAACAUCUUGGCUCUUAAUGGAACUAUCGCCUGUACACCACCUUUUUCUGCUGCAGCCAGAGGAUACAUGAUGAGUCAGCAGCUUCUGAUCCUGGAAAUGUUCAUCAUCACGCUGGUAACACGUCUGCUAUAUCGUCGACAGUAUGAGCCUUUACCUGAAGAAGAACAUGACGACAACGAAAACACCAAGAUGGUCGCGUUGCCGGAGUCUGCAUGAGACUGACUCUGUGUGUGUGUGUGUGUGCGUGUGUGUGUGUGUGUGUGUGUGUGUGUGUGUGUGUGUUGUUUUUAUUUCCCUGCAACAUUUGAUUAAGAGACUAUAUGAGCAAAUAAAUAUAUAUAUAUAUAUAUAUAUAUGAAUUACAUGUAAAUUAAUCUUGUGGAUGUUCAUUGAGGGCCACAGAUUUGCAAGCUCUCCAUAACUGUUACAGGACAGCCAGAUCAAGCAGUAAUAACUGACUUUUUCCCACUUUGUUUCUUCUCAAUUACCAAAAAAAAGAAACCAUGCAAAUUUAUGCAAGAGGCUUAUUUGGUAACACUUUAUUUUACAGGUCCAUAUUCCCCCUUUAAUUUCCAAGGAAGUGUCACGGAAAGAAUAAUGUAGUUUGAUACUAAGUACAGAGAAAAAGAAAAUUCUGAUGAUAUUUGAGGUUUAGUGUUGAGUUGUUGAUUUAUGGAGGAAUUCCUUUGAAAUCCCAGCAACUAUCAUUAUCAAUUUAUUGUUAUUUUACAUAUACAGUACUGUGCAAAGGUUUUAGGCGCUAAAAGUAAAGUGAGAAUGCUUUA